This is a messenger RNA of Trichomonas vaginalis G3, 543 nucleotides long. RefSeq names its product nitroreductase family protein. Bases 1 to 543 code for a protein of 180 amino acids. Lineage: Eukaryota; Parabasalia; Trichomonadida; Trichomonadidae. The record is from RefSeq and is a predicted model, not a curated record. The transcript has a single exon. Gene Ontology annotation, molecular function: oxidoreductase activity.
AUGUCUAUCUCACAACUCAAGUCCAGACGCACAAUCAGAUGCUAUGAUCCAAACUAUGUCAUUCCAAAGGAAGACUUAGAGAAAAUUGUUGAUGCAGCUUUCAACUCUCCAUCAGCUAUGAAUGUUCAGGAAACAGAUCUCGUCGUUGUUACAAACAAGGAAAAACUCCAAAAGCUUAACGAUGCUGUUUUUGCUUCCCUUGAUGAGAAGUCUCAACAAAUGUACCUUGGAAUGCAAAAGCAGACACAUGUUAAGCAGGAAGUUCUCUAUGAUUGCUCUGCUGUUUUCCUUCUUGUCAAGAAUGAGCGUGCAUCCCCAGCCAUUCAACAACUUGAUUCCGGUAUUCUCGCCAUGAGUGUUUUGAUGGCUGCCCAUGAUCUUGGACUUGGUACGGUUCCUCUUGGUACACUUAUCCGCCCACAAACAGAAGAAGUUCUUGGUCUUCCACCAAAAUCAGUUCUUCUUGGCAUUGGUGUUGGCAAACCAUUAUCUUUCGAGCCUCAUCCAAAGGAAAACCUUAGAAAGGUUACAUACAUUGAAUAA